GAGACAGAGAGAGAGAGAGAGGGAGAGAGAGAGAGAGAGAGAGAAGAAAAGUGAGUGAGAGAGAGAAAGAAAUCUGUAUUCAUGUGAAGAGUUUUGACAAGAAGACAACAGCAGUAUAUGAUAAUGGAUGCAUGUCAGCGUUUUGACCCAGAGCUUCCUGAAGGGACCAGAAGCAUCAGCAGAACAGAUAUCUCAGGUGUGAAUCAACAUCCAUCCUGCCUUCUCAACCUGCUGCUGGCGCUACAGCAUGUGUUUGUGCAGUGCUCUCUGCUGGUUCUGGUCCUGGGUGUGUUGCAGCAACAUCUACUGUUACAGGAUGGAGAGAGAGCGAGGUUACUGUCCUCUAUGUUGUUCUAUUCCAGUCUCUCCAGUCUGAUACAGAGCUGUCUGGGGACAUGCCUCCCUCUGAUCCAGGCUCCAUCUCUGGAGAUCCUUAUCCCUGCUGUAGUCCUCACUGCCCAGAUUGUUACUGAACCGGCCUGCAGGGGGCACUGUGGGGAGAGUGAGGAAGAGAUCCUACCCAGAGCCAACCCAGUCAGAGAGCUCCAGGGUAUGACUGUGAUGGUGGGCAUGGUCCAGCUGGUUCUGGGCGUGACAGGUCUGAGUGGUGUGGUUCUGAGACACUGCGGUCCGCUGGUCAUAGCCCCUCUAUUGUGUCUACUGGGCUUCUCCAUCUACAGAGAGGCUGCUCUGCUCUGCUCAGACCACUGGGCCAUCGCUGCAUUGACAGUUAUCCUCCUAGUGUUCCUGUCCCAGCAUCUACACUCCUACCUGCUCCCAGCAUGCCUCAGCAUGCCUCAGCUACCUGUCUGCAGGAUGCUCUCUGUGCUGCUCCCCCUACUGAGUGUUUGGGCUCUGUGCGCAGUAUUGGAGAGUUUCGGGGGGGUUCAUCUGCACUCUGUCUCCGAGCUGCUGCCAGUACUGAAGACGAGCAACACUUCCCUUUCUGUACCUUCAUCAUCAGAUCACACCUCCUUCACUGUGCCGUGGCUCAGCCCCCCUAUGGCAGCAGAGACAGGGCUCCCCCUGCUGUCAGUUCGAGGCAUGGCGGCCGGUGUCGUUGCGGCCCUCUCCUCCUCUGUCAGUUCAGUAGGGAUGUACCUGCUAACGGCCCGGCUCCUCGGGGCCCCCCCACCCCCCGCUGCAGCCUGUAACAGGGGCCUGGGGGCCCAGGGGCUGGGUAGUGUGGUCGCUGGCCUGAUGGGGGCGCCAUUGGGGCUCAGCUGCAGUGUCCCCAACGCCUGUACUCUGGGACUCAGCCAGUCUGGGUCCAGGUGGACAGUGCAACUGACAGCCAUCUUGGGGCUGGCCCUAGGAGUGUCGCCUCGACUGACACAGCUCAUCACCUCUGUUCCCUUGGCCAUCUACGGUGCUAUUCUCAGUGUAACCUACACUAUUGCCGUGGCUACAGGUGUGAGGUACUUCCAGUUCACACACAUCGACUCUGGACGUAACAUCUUCAACAUCGGCUUGGCAGUCUUCAUGUCUCUAGUGCUGCCUCACUGGUUCCGCAUGCAGACCAGCUUCAUUGACACUGGUAUGGUCAGUGUUGAUGUCCUUCUCCAGUCUCUUCUGACCUCGCCUGUACUCCUGGUGGGCAUCCUGGCUUUCCUAUUGGACAAUACAGUAUCAGGGUCUCCAUCAGAGAGGGGACUUGACUCAGCUGAGAUGCAGAAGAGAGGAUGCGCAUCAGUCAACAGCGACCCAGGGCAUCACCAGGAAGUAUCACCAGGAAGUAUCACCAGGAAGUAUCACCAGGAAGUGGCGUUAGUUUAUGAAUCCCCUUACCUCCUGAGAAGACUGUGGCGCUUACCUGGGUUCAGGGCGGCCCCCUUCUCUGCCUGUAGGAUCGCAGAUGAUGGAGACAUACUUUAAGGUCAUAUUGGAGUAGAGUAGGUCACAUUUUACAGUUUAAAGUUGUGUGGUAUUGAUACAAUUGUGGCUGGGGCAUGAUAAUACAUACUGUAUGUAAAGGACGGUGGACAAUAGGCAUAAUAUGGUAUUAGCCAAUGACGUAUACAAACGUAUAAUAAUGUAUAUGACAUACUGUAUAUGAAAUGUAAUGUAUGUCUACAUAGUUAGUGACCUGAACAGAGUUUGCUUGUAUGAUAGUGGGUUUGUAUUGAUGGAGCAUUGGCAUAGCUGUAGGAAGAUGUUUUGAGUUGGGGGUACCCUUUAUAAUAAAUAAUUGCAUGAAUCUAUAA
Messenger RNA from Coregonus clupeaformis (lake whitefish), 2204 nucleotides. It is a transcript of the gene slc23a3, whose product is annotated as solute carrier family 23 member 3. Gene Ontology annotation, biological process: transmembrane transport. Gene Ontology annotation, molecular function: transmembrane transporter activity. Lineage: Eukaryota; Metazoa; Chordata; Actinopteri; Salmoniformes; Salmonidae. The coding region runs from base 118 to 1875 and encodes 585 amino acids. The transcript is spliced from 12 exons. The record is from RefSeq and is a predicted model, not a curated record. Gene Ontology annotation, cellular component: membrane.